AAAGGGUGUAACAGACAGACUGCGCGUUAUUGUGUGGUUAUCCGAAGUAGUUGUCAGUUCACGAUUUGACAUAUUGAAGUGGAAACGGGGUUAAUUCCCUCGAUAAUUUUUAGUUAUUCAUUUCGUCCUAAAGUAGUGAUUAUCAAAAUGUUGAAAAAUUUUACCUCGUUACAGACAUUUGUAUAUUAUGAAAGCCCAGUCCAGUAUUAACACAUACCCGCACGGUCGAAAUAAUAUGUAAACGACACAUUCGAUAUAAGUCCUUUCAAUGUAAAUCUGCUUCAUGUAAGGUAAUUCAAUUUGCAACGUUCACAAGUGUACGAUAAAUAUGCUGUCACGUAAAAACAAAGAUUUGCGUACAAUUAAAGAAGGCGUCGUUGGGAAAUAUGUUAAAAAAGAAACACCCCCCGAAAUGCCUAUUAUCAACGUAUGGACAACCGAACCAGUCAGAAGAAUAAGAAGAUUUAAUCAAUCAUCUAUACCAUCGUCUGCGCCUGUAGUUCAACAGCCAAGUAUGGUCCAAAAAUUUGGAAACACAAAAACAACUAUGAGCGCAGUUGGAUUAGGAAGUCACGAGGGCAAAUAUACACCCAAUAGCUCGGUUCCAGAUUUAGCUCAAAGAUUUGCCAGCCUUUCUGUUACUUCCAGCGACGGGACGACCUCACGUACUCCGACUCCGAUGUAUCAUCCUGAAUUGUCCCCUGCAAUUUCGCACACCUAUGUGAACCAAUAUGCUGGUUCUGAAUAUCAUUUGGAUAGGAUUCAAACACCUCAAUUACCUUACCUGCCUUCUGAAAUUGAUUUAGGUUAUGAAGAUUAUAAUCAGACUCCGUAUUGCCAAAACUCUGGGUACAAUAGGAGGCACUCGGAGAGACCAAGUUCAAGAGGGGAACCACCAGAAGAGUUACCACUGCCACCAGGCUGGUCGGUCGACUUCACUCUGCGUGGUAGAAAAUACUAUAUUGAUCACAAUACUAAAACUACGCACUGGUCUCAUCCACUUGAAAAAGAGGGUCUACCGACAGGUUGGGAGAGAAUAGAAUCUCCAGAGUACGGAGUAUAUUAUGUGAAUCACAUCACAAGACAAGCACAAUACGAACAUCCAUGUUAUCCUUUGGAAAUGCAAGCCGUUCGUGUUGUUUCACCACCACGCCACACGCAUUUUCAUUCCCAUAGCGUUCUAGUUCCAGCAAAUCCUUAUCUGAAUGAAGAAAUCCCACAUUGGCUUUAUGUAUACAGCAGAGCAUCUGUUGCUUUGGACCGGAAAUUGCGCUGGGAGCUCUUUCGUCUUCCUGAAUUGGAUUGUUUUAAUGCGAUGCUCACCAGACUGUACAAACAAGAACUAGAAGAAGUUGUAAUGCGAUACGAAGAGUACAGAUCUGCGUUGCUGUGUGAAAUGGAACAAAGAUUGAAGGAAUUGAAACCCGAAUCUAGAGGAUCAACCGCAGGAGUUGUUGCCCUACGGAGAUCCUUGCCUUAAGACUGUAGAAUGUCGACAGAAGCUGUAGUAAAGCUUGAUUUAUUUGUGUGAUUGACUAAACAGAGUUCCUUAGAUGUCUUAUACGAGCAUUUGGUAUACAGGUAUUCUCUUUCUUCAUGUGCGAGACCAACUCGCUUUGCCUGAGGUAAUAAUUGACUAUUCUUACGAGAAGCAAACAGAGGCCUGUACAGACAUGUUUGAUCGUAGGUUUAGAAGUGUUCUGGAGAAAGAUUAUGGACAAAUUAUCUUCAGUGCAUAAAAUGAAAGUGCCUUAAUAAUCCUCUAUUAACUAGUUCAGAACCUAUAAUAAGAGGAGCCUCAUAACUUUGAUAAGUAAUAUUUACAUUAUCUGCUGCCAUAAAUUUAAUAUCAUUUUCGGAUAGAUACAAAAUUGAAAUGAAACCAAGUGCAACAAGUCUGAUCACGAUACAGUACACCACUGAACUUCUGUAAAAUAAGUGAAUAUAUGUCUUGCUACUUGUCAUUGUAAUAUAAUGGAAUGUUUUGCAAAUCCAUCUCGUGGCAACCUUAUUGGUAGAUAUUACGAGUGAACCAAGUCCUGUCAUUGCUUAUGGAGGAUCAUUAUCCCGCAUCUAUACUCUUAGUUUAUGCUCGAUCCAUAUUACGCCUACAUUGACAAUAGCAGUUCGUCUAAUGUCGUUAAUCAAGAAGAAAUAUUAUGGAAAGGCUAAACCAAUGCUUAUCGAAGUGGUCCAUUCUUUGGAAUGAAUUUAGUAAUUGUAAUAACGUUGCUCGCAGUGCUGGUAUAUGACUCUUCUUUCUCUGAAGCAAUUGGCGUUUACUUUUUAGCAAAAUUAAAUUUUCCGUCAUUUUCGAUGAAAAAUAAUUUUUAACGAACUAAAACCUGAGUGCCGUUUUUCUUUACGUAUAUUUUGUGCAAAAAAAGUUACAAUUGAUUUAUAAAAUAUUAGAUCAAGAAACUUCAAAAUUUACCUGGUUUGACAUCAAUAUACCUAUAGAAUUACUUUUUUAAAUAUAUUGUCAUUUCAUUCCGUGUGUAGUCACGACUCUUACAUAUUGAUCAUAACUUGUCUUCUUCGAAUCGGGCGGAUAAAUUGCAUAUGGUCCGUAGCUAGUGCAUGUUAAAUAUAACUGAAAUUUGGAUUUACUAUGACGUAAUUUGUUCGAGGCAAUCCGACUUUGCGUUUAAAUUUCGUAGAGUUCACUCACUGUCAAAAAUUAUUUGAACUUAUCUAUAUUCCUAUGAUUAAAUAAAAUUUAUUCAUGAACUGUUAUGUAUCCAGGCCCCACAGAAAUCGUUGGAUCCCACAACCCCGAGUGCUGGAGUCAAAUGCUCCUCUCGUUCAAGGUUACGCACACAGCAAACAGUUGUGUCUUAUUACUAAGUCCUUAAUGAGAUGAACGAAAAUUAGCUAGUCUUUUUCAUAUUACAAUUUGUGUUAUCAUGUAUUUUAUUAUGACUAUUUUACAAUGUAAAAACUGAAGUAUUAAUCACCACUUGUUACGUGGAAUCAUUUCUACUUGACACUGCCUCUUCAUUUCCAACAGUGCGUUCAGCGGCCGUUCCAAUAUACAGAUCUUCGCCCUCCUUUAUUUCGUAUGAUCCUUUUAUUUUAAACCCAGACAUUUGUAUUACCUGUGCUUGUGGGAUUCCUAGAGUGUGCGCCCAGCUCCUUGCUGCAUAAUAAAUGAAUUGGUAGAUAUGAUUACAUUGUGCUUUAACGUAAUUCGCAUUUACUAAUUCUUGUAC
This is a messenger RNA of Neodiprion fabricii, 3212 nucleotides long. Its product is annotated as scaffold protein salvador-like. The coding region runs from base 329 to 1480 and encodes 383 amino acids. Gene Ontology annotation, biological process: apoptotic process; regulation of cell population proliferation; hippo signaling. Lineage: Eukaryota; Metazoa; Arthropoda; Insecta; Hymenoptera; Diprionidae. The transcript has 7 exons. The record is from RefSeq and is a predicted model, not a curated record. Gene Ontology annotation, molecular function: molecular adaptor activity; protein binding.